Molecule: messenger RNA, 988 nt
Organism: Diceros bicornis minor
Lineage: Eukaryota; Metazoa; Chordata; Mammalia; Perissodactyla; Rhinocerotidae
Gene: LIM2
Product: lens intrinsic membrane protein 2
Exons: 5
Coding region: 1-648 (215 amino acids)
Cellular component (GO): plasma membrane
Molecular function (GO): structural constituent of eye lens
Source: RefSeq, a predicted model, not a curated record
AUGUACAGCUUCAUGGGUGGUGGCCUCUUCUGUGCCUGGGUGGGGACCAUCCUCCUGGUGGUGUCCACAGCAACAGACCACUGGAUGCAGUACCGGCUGUCGGGGUCCUUGGCCCACCAGGGCCUGUGGCGGUAUUGCCUGGGCAGCAAGUGCUACCUGCAGACGGACAGCAUCGGUGAGGCUCUGGGGCAGGGUCUGGGCCAUGCCUGGGGUCAGAGCCCCCACAGGUCAGGGCUGAAGGGCCACUUGUUUUGCAGAUGGAGAACCUUAUGGCUCAGAGAGGGAAAGGGACCAGCCCAAGCAUACUGGAACGCCACCCGGGCCUUCAUGAUCCUGUCCUCCCUGUGUGCCACCUCCGGCAUCAUCAUGGGCAUCCUGGCCUUGGCUCAGCAGCCCUCCUUCGCCCGCCUCUCCCGGCCCUUCUCCGCAGGCAUCAUGUUUUUUGCCUCCACCUUUUUCGUCCUGUUGGCCUUGGCCAUGUACACUGGCGUCACCGUCAGCUUCCUUGGUCGCCGCUUCGGGGACUGGCGCUUUUCCUGGUCUUACAUCGUGGGCUGGGUGGCCCUGCUCAUGACCUUUUUCGCAGGUAUUUUCUACAUGUGUGCCUACCGGAUGCAUGAAUGUCGGCGUCUGUCCACUCCCCGCUGAGCCCAAAGUGUCCCGCAUCCACCUUCAUCUGGAAGUUAUAAUGAGGUCACUGAAGAGGAGGGGGAGGGUCUAGGGGCUGAAAUCCUGGUUCCUGGGGGCAUGAGGGGGCUCGGUCCUGGACCCUGGGUGGGGGACCCUGACUCUUGUGUCCCAAGAGGGAAAGAGGAAGAAUGGGGCCUGGUGGGAGGCAGUUGAGAGGAUCCAAGGCCCCACUCAUCAGGAAGCGUGGUUAGAGAAAUGGAAUAUGCAUUAGAGCGACUUUUUGGAAGCUAAUAAAACUGAUGUGAAACUACUAAAGUGUGGUCCCUGAGGGGCUGAGGUGGAGAGAAACAGGUGGGAG